AUGCCUAUGCACUCUAAAUAUGCAUGCCGUGUUCUCACAGCUCUCGCUGGGUAUUGCGGUGAAGAUGGGGGCGAAGCUUGCGCCUGCUACUCUGCGACCUACUACGUUCCUGAUCAAUGGAACUCGCUGGCUGCGGGGUGCGCAGUGGCGACGUCCAAGUGUGCAAAACAAAGCACUGCGUCGGAAGAUUCUUGGUGUGAGGUUGCGCGUACAGCAGCUAAGAACACAGACUACUGCACACGCAGCUUCGCAUCGUCGGAUGGUCCCGAGGUUGUGAAAUUUGCCGCAACUACAGUGAAAGAGGACACGCCCAGUUCACAGCCCGAUGCGAAAACUACAUCAUCUCCAAGCUCUACGGGUUCCGAGACUGCGACAACAACGGGCGACGAUAGUUCUCGAAUGACACCCACUUCAAGAAUCGUGAUCAUAUCGACUCCUACAACACAGGGAUUCCCUUCUCAAACGUCCUUGGGAUCCUCUGGAUCAUCUGCUUCGUUUGGUUCGAAGUCGGUCGGUUUGCUUUCCUGCAUAUUGCUUACAAUUCAUACUCUGUUCUUUGUAUGA
Messenger RNA from Periconia digitata, 564 nucleotides. NCBI's taxonomy places the organism in Eukaryota, Fungi, Ascomycota, Dothideomycetes, Pleosporales, Periconiaceae. The record is from the annotation of a GenBank genome assembly.